UCACAGAUCUUUCUGGCACUUCCCAAUCGUUAUCAGAAGAUGACAAAACAAUUCGUAUACGCAGCUGCUCAAUUCUAUAAAUUGGUUGGCGUACCAGUCUUUCGUGGCAUUCACACAGUACAUGAUGAUCAAAUUUCCGCUACUCUUCACCGUGCUCGUACUUCUGGGCACGGUCACAGUGAACGCCGUGCUCUACGACCGACCCUGCCGGACAGAUGUUCCCGUGGUUCAGAACUUUGCGUUGACGCGAUACCUGGGCAAGUGGUACGAGUUGCAACGUUUCGAGAAAGAUUUCCAGACAAACUAUGACUGUGUCCAGGCAGAGUAUGGACUGUUGGAUCCGACUACGGUGUCCGUACGUAACUCUGCUUACAGUUUGGUCAACGAAACGUCCAUUGAAGCUAUUGGUACCGCCAAGUUUUCCUUCCCCGAGCAGGACAUCGUUCAGGCCAAGCUGAACGUUUCAUUUUUUGGUGCACCCAAUGACCGGUCCAACUACUGGGUGAUUGAUACCGAUUACGAACACUUUUCUAUCGUUUGGGCUUGUGAGCAGCUGGGCGAGGAUAGGUCCAGCGAAGGAUAUUGGUUCCUGUCGAGGACGCGUCGCUUUACGGACGAUGUGGAGGCAAACACAAGGGCUUUUCACGCCAUUCGUCAGUACAUCGAUCGAACGGAGAUUCGCUUUACGAACCAGCUGGACGAAAGAUGUCCAGAUUUUUAGUUGUUCGAAAUUGUAGUUAAAUACUUUGUUGAAAAUAUAAUAGAUUUUUAUUUCAAUAA
Messenger RNA from Culex pipiens pallens (northern house mosquito), 780 nucleotides. RefSeq names its product outer membrane lipoprotein Blc-like. The coding region runs from base 122 to 721 and encodes 199 amino acids. The record is from RefSeq and is a predicted model, not a curated record. Gene Ontology annotation, molecular function: pigment binding. The transcript is spliced from 2 exons. NCBI's taxonomy places the organism in Eukaryota, Metazoa, Arthropoda, Insecta, Diptera, Culicidae.